This is a messenger RNA of Penicillium taxi, 1392 nucleotides long. Its product is annotated as putative exopolyphosphatase. Lineage: Eukaryota; Fungi; Ascomycota; Eurotiomycetes; Eurotiales; Aspergillaceae. The transcript has a single exon. Bases 1 to 1392 code for a protein of 463 amino acids. The record is from RefSeq and is a predicted model, not a curated record. Gene Ontology annotation, cellular component: cytoplasm. Gene Ontology annotation, molecular function: exopolyphosphatase activity.
AUGACUCUCCUCCAGUUCCUACGGCAAGCACGCCAAGUGCACCUCCAAUUUCUCAAGGGUUCAUUGACAGAACCCCCCAUAUAUGUACUGGGAAACCCUUCUGCCGAUCUCGACUCUAUCAUUUCCGCAAUCGUGUUUUCAUAUUGCGCCAAUAAUCGCUUGCCCUACGCAACUCCUCGACCUCAUGUACCGCUCCUAAACCUGCCGAGUGUGCCAGCAGGCUCUGAGCUAUACCGAUUGCGGCCAGAAUUUAUAACCGCAUUAUGGCUAGUAACCAAUUUCCCUGCACUGAAACCCGACGAGCAGUUUGAGAACUCGCUCAAGUCUGCGGGGAAACUGCUGUCUGAGCAUAUUGUCACGAUAUCAGACUUCGCACAAAGCCUGAAGGAACCAUCGACUCCCAAUGAAUUAUCUGUAGACUCAAUACUGGUAGAUUGGAAUGCCUUACCAGAGCGUACGGAGGGGCAACCAGGUCGUGGGUCACUGAGCGGGCUAUCAAAGUUAUCUUUCCAAGUAGUGGGAUGUAUCGAUCACCACAUCGACGAAAAUUUUAUUUCUGGUUGUCGAGAUCUCCCUCAAGGCCAACCGGUCAUCAUCCAGCCCGGUCCGGGGUCCUGUACGUCUCUAAUUGCAAACGAAAUGCGAAAGCGUGAGCUCUGGACCGCAAUCACAGGGUCGUCGGAUGAAUUAGUGCAGGUUACCAAGCUUGCUUUGGCCGCAAUUUUGAUCGACACCUCUAAUCUCACUGCGAAGGGGAAAGUGACUUUUGAAGAUGAGGAGGCAGUUAAUUUCUUACAUAGGCAGGUCCAGAACGCGGAUCCUGAGUGGGAUAUGGAAGCCUUUUACGAAAAGGUUCUUGCUGCAAAAAAUAAUAGCCUUGACCUACUUACUUUGGACGAGGUCUUGGAUCGUGACUUCAAGGACUGGACCGAGACAACCUGUUCAUCAGGUCAAAGGGUCAAGCUUGGGUUUUGUUCUUCGGUGAAACCAAUUCGUUGGCUCGUGCAAAAGGCAGGGGGCCCCCAGCAAUUACUCGAUGGAGUGCGCUCAUUUGCAGUUGCUGAAGGUAGAAAGCUGGAUGUCGUUGUCGUGAUGACUUCCUUUACCUCAAAAGCCGGCGAAUUCGUCCGAGAACUGCUCAUUUGUGCGCCUAACGGUGAUGAUGUCGUUGUUUGUGGGAUUGAAUCAUUCAUCACAAGAGCUGGUCCUGAGCUUGACUUGGUGGACUGGUCGGCCUUGGAUGGUGAACUUGUUGAUGUGGAAGACGAGAAGAUCCGCUCUUCACUAAAUGGACAUUCAGAUCUUUGGAGACGACUUUGGAUUCAAAAGAAUACUACUGCAAGCCGGAAACAAGUGGCACCUUUGCUGCGAACAGCAUUCGCCCAACUGUAA